UGAUACAGUGAUUGACCAAAGAUUAGCCUUCCUUAAAUAUUUGAACACUGUACAGGAAUCCAAAUGAUUGAGAAAGCACUAUAAAUAUAUUGGCAUAGAGACCUGAUGUGACCAACUGACAGAGACUACAUAAGCAGGUCAAGUAAUGGAGACACCAGAUAAAUUCCUGUAUAAAUACAAAGGAUUCUAUUUCGUAACAGACCUGGUCUCACCUGAAACUAUAGAUUCACUGGACAGUUUUGAAAUCCGAGACGAUGAUGUAUUCAUAAUCACAUAUCCUAAAUCAGGCACAAUAUGGACUCAGAAUAUUCUGAGCUUGAUUUUCCAUGAACGUCAUCGAGAUGGAACUGAAAAUAUUACCCUGAUUAACAGAGCGCCAUGGCUGGAGUAUAAUGUUUUCCACGAAGAUUUACAAAGUCGUCCAUCACCUCGACUUUUUUCUUCUCACCUGCCGUACUAUUUGGUACCCAGCGGAUUACGAAAGAGAAGAGGAAAAAUAAUUUAUGUAUAUAGAAAUCCAAAGGAUGUCUUGGUUUCUGGGUAUUAUUUUUCCAAAAUUGCAACCAAAGCGGAAAAACUAAAAGACUUUGAUACAUUAUUGGAGAAAUUUUUGGCUGGCAAAGGCACUAUUGGAGACUGGAAGAACACACUGACUGUUGCACAGAAUGAAAGGUUUGACAGCGUCUUUAAGGAGAGGUUGGAGAAGCUGCCCUUCACGUUCUGCUGGGAGAUUCAUGAGGAUUCUGAGCCUACUUCCAGCUCAGUGGAGGAAAACAAUAUGUGAUAGAAACCUUCACAUUAUUUGAAGCAGAGUUGACCUUCCAAGAACAGUCUUUGUAUAACCUAGUAAUGUUUAAUUCUCAACCCUGCAGAGAUCAUAGAAAAAAGCGACAUUAAAUUCUGUGCUAUUAUUAA
Messenger RNA from Python bivittatus (Burmese python), 915 nucleotides. Lineage: Eukaryota; Metazoa; Chordata; Lepidosauria; Squamata; Pythonidae. The record is from RefSeq and is a predicted model, not a curated record.